Molecule: messenger RNA, 2542 nt
Organism: Ostrea edulis (European flat oyster)
Lineage: Eukaryota; Metazoa; Mollusca; Bivalvia; Ostreida; Ostreidae
Exons: 7
Coding region: 33-875 (280 amino acids)
Source: RefSeq, a predicted model, not a curated record
AUAAAGUAGUUUAUUUUUGGACGGGGACGUUUAUGUCUAAUACGAGAAUCAAGGAUUACAUAAUGGAGUGGCGACCUACGUAUACACGUGUGCACAUCAUAUUGGUAAUAUCAGCAACAAUGUCAACAAUGUCAGUUUCUCUGAUUGAGAACGGAAGUCAUGGUCUUCCAAAAGAAAAUAUCCCAUGCUCACCAUCCCGACAGACGGUUCGAGAAACUAUGUCAUGUCCAAGAAAUAAAGAAGAGUGGACAAUGAGAGCUAAAAAAAUGAAAUGCCACGAUCAUCCCCAAAAUUGCACGUCUACAGACAACUUUAAAUACCACUGCGUUCUUAACGUAUGGGGAAAUGCAACGAUUGAACUUUGUGCAGAAGAAAGGGUCAUCGGAGGAAAUGCACUGAAUUUUCCUACGGUGGAGCGUUUUUACAAGAGCAUUAUGAGAACAAGUGUACAGCAUGUCCAUAUCUGUAUAACUCCAGCGACAUAUAUCUAUGCUAACAGAUCUGCUUUCCUAUUCUAUUUUGCUUUAGAUCAAGAAUGCUUUCAAUUCCAUUCUGUGCUAUCUACCAAAGGGAACGAUGAUAAUUCGACUGAUGAAAACAAUGAUGUUAAAAAGGAACAGCCCUUGAAUAUUCUUUCACUUUGGAUUGGCGUUCCCGCGUUUCUCGUCGUCACGUUUGUCGUAGGAUGUGUUAGCUGCUGGAUCUGUAGAAGUCGCUGUCAAAAUGAGGAUACAACACUGGGGGCGAAUGGAGUGCUUCUAGAAAUGGACAGAAAAGAGUUCAGAAGUAUAGAAACAAAAGAACGAGCACAGGGGAAUAUAUCACACGCUAUGUUAGGGUCUGGAAGGUGCUAUGUGCGGCAACUAUCAACAUAAUCACGUGUAAAAUCUAAAGAUAUGUUAAGGGGUUCUUUAUACAUCAUGGAAAUAUCCCCCGCUGGCAUAAAAUGUUUCAGUGGAAAAUGAUUCAACUGAUACCCUUUUCAUUCAUUAUACAUCUAAUGAUGUAAUGGAUGCAUUAUAUGAAAUGUUUUACGGGUUUACAAAAAAGAUAUUAGAUAAAACAUUUAUAACGCCCCGUUUUAUUUCCAUUCAUUUAAUAAUGUCACCUGAGUACUUUGUGAAACCUUUCUGUACGUCAUCGUGCAUUAAAAAAAUGACAAAGUUCUAACUUCAAUGUAGAGGAUACUCCCAUGUAGCGUUAGUUGGGUAUUAAGGACUGGAGGAUGGAACCAGAAGCUCAAAAGAAGAUAUAACCCUUAAAACAAUUUUCUUUAUAGCGGGAUGUCUGACAAAUAAACUAUUAGUAUUGUCCCAGUCCCUGACAGGCAUUGAUUACUCGUUGUGGGGUCAGGUAACCGCCAACACCAUUACAAUAUGGCGUCCUGAAACGUCGUCUAUAUGCAGGAUUUUCGCGAAAGAAAACGUAAAUCAAUUUUGUUUGUUUAUAUAACGCAGUAAGUAAAACUUAUGGAUAAAAAAUGUCCAUGGAAGAUAUUCUACGUUGGUGUUACAUGUAGCAGUUUAAAAUGAUAUUAUUGGACUUGAUGUAUUUUUUGUCGAGUUUUUAAUCUUUGUUCACAUAUAUCCAUUUUAUAAAUGUUAUUUGGCCAUAAAAGAAAACUAAGUAAAUGACUUCUCUAUUGUCUUAAAAGAGCAUGUUAUCAAAGUUUCAAAUCAAAUACAAUAUCUUGGUUUGCACAUUGAUGUUAAAUUGAAAGUUGAAAAUAUUGUAAACAUUAAAUUUAUCCCCUAAGCAUUCCGUUAAUUUCUGUGUGUUUGAUACUUUGGAUAUGCUGAAAGUUGACAGGAGAGUGAAACAAAUGAGACUGAACCAUAUUUUUAAUAUUGUACAAAUGAAAGCCCCUGUUUAUCUGAUGAGAAUGUUUACAAAUAUAUAUGAUGAAUACUGUAACACCAAAUUGGCAGAUCGUCUCAAUAUUAGAUUAGCAUCACUCAAACUAUGUCAAGAUCAAAGCUAUUGUUACAAUUGCCAUUAAAGAUUGAAACUAUUUGUCAGCUUACAUUAAACUAAUGAGAAAUAAUUUUUUUUUAUUUUAAACACCCAAUGGCUGAUUUAAUAUGUUAUGAAGAGAGUUCUUUUGUCUACCAUUAUAACUGUGAUAUAUUGUUUUUUUUUAAAAAAAUACGUUGUUAGUUUACUUUUCAAACUUGAUGCGGUUUAUUUUAAUACGUGCAAUAUCUGUAAAAGGUGCUGUGAUUGUAAGUAUUUGCCAAAAUCGUGUAUACAUCCUUUUAUUUUUCUAUUAUCCUAUUUUUGCUGUUAAUUUUUGUUACAUUAAGGAUCCCAUUGGAAAUAAGCACUUUUGCUGCCAUGAAUUGUCUUUAGGUGCAAAUCAAUGCAACGAUACUGUUAUAACCAUGAUAUGUUUAAUUAGUUCGAAUUUCUUGUCUUAUUGAAAGUACAUACUUGAAAUGGAUACAUGUAUUUAUGUUACACUGUUCCUGUCAUUUAAUAUGCUAUUUGUAUCAUUAUGUGUCACACAUUGAUUUUUAAGCUGAAUAAACUAUAUAUUUAUGAG